GACCUCUCCAUCGACGCGGAGACGAUCCAGCUCGGCGAACGCAUCGGCAUCGGAUCCUACGGCGAGGUGCACCGAGGUCUCUGGCGCGGCUGCGAGGUGGCCGUGAAGCGCUUCCUGGACCAGGACUUCUCCUCCGCGCUCAUGCAAGAGUUCACCGCGGAGGUGGACUUGAUGCGACGGUUGAGGCACCCAAACGUCGUCCUUUUGAUGGGCGCGGUGACCACGACGCCCAACCUGAGCAUCGUCACGGAGUACCUACACCGAGGGUCUCUGUACAAACUUCUUCACAAGCCGCAGCCGCCGGCGAUCAAAGCCGCGCUGAGCGAACAACGCCGGAUGCGGAUGGCGCUCGACGUCGCGAAAGGGAUGCACUACCUGCACAGCUGCACGCCGAUCAUCGUGCAUCGGGAUCUCAAGUCGCCGAACCUGCUCGUCGACAAGCACUGGAGCGUCAAGGUGUGCGAUUUCGGCUUGUCGCGGAUGAAGAACCAGACGUUUCUCAGCAGCAAGAGCAACGCGGGAACCCCGGAGUGGAUGGCGCCGGAGGUGCUGAGGAACGAGCCGAGCGACGAGAAGUCGGACGUGUUCUCGUUCGGGGUCAUAUUCUGGGAGUUGUGCACGCUGCAGGAGCCGUGGAACGGAUUAAAUCCGAUGCAGGUGGUGGGCGCUGUGGGGUUUUGCGGGAACAGGCUCGCGAUUCCAGAGGCGGAGUCGGAGGAGGCGCGCGGGAUCUGCGAGGACUGCUGGAGAGGGAAAGCGCGCGAGCGGCCGUCGUUUCUGGAGAUUCAGAAGCGGCUGCGGCCGCUGCAAGGGCCGAUCGGAGGGGCG
This is a messenger RNA of Micromonas pusilla CCMP1545, 828 nucleotides long. RefSeq lists its product as uncharacterized. The record is from RefSeq and is a predicted model, not a curated record. The annotation marks the transcript as partial. Gene Ontology annotation, cellular component: cytoplasm. Gene Ontology annotation, biological process: protein phosphorylation; signal transduction. NCBI's taxonomy places the organism in Eukaryota, Viridiplantae, Chlorophyta, Mamiellophyceae, Mamiellales, Mamiellaceae. Gene Ontology annotation, molecular function: ATP binding; protein kinase activity. The transcript has a single exon.